AAGCACGGGCUGCCCAGAUGCGAGCUUAGAGCGGAGACUGGGCGCUGAGGACCUGCUUGCUCGCUGCUCCCAUCCCGCCGCCUCAUCCCGCGUGCUCCACUCCUCUCCCCUCCACCGAGCCGUCCUCCCGGCGCCAUGCAUCCCGCGCGCCCCGCGCUCUGGGCGGCUGCGCUCACCGCCCUCACUCUGCUCCGCGGACCGCCAGUGGCGCGGGCCGGCGCGGGCGCGGUGGGCGCGGGCCCCGUGGUGCGCUGCGAACCGUGCGACGCGCGUGCGCUGGCCCAGUGCGCGCCUCCGCCCACCGCGCCCGCGUGCACGGAGCUGGUGCGAGAGCCCGGCUGCGGCUGCUGCCUGACUUGCGCGCUGCACGAAGGCGACGCGUGCGGCGUCUACACGGAGCGCUGUGGCACCGGCCUCCGCUGCCAGCCGCGACCCGCGGAGCAGUACCCGCUGAAGGCGCUGCUGAAUGGCCGCGGGUUCUGCGCCAACGCCAGCGCCGCCGGCAGCCUGAGCUCCUACCUCCCCUCCCAACCUGCUCCAGGAAACGCCAGUGAGUCUGAGGAGGACCACAAUGCUGGGAGUGUGGAAAGCCAGGUUGUCCCCAGCACACACCGAGUGACUGAAUCCAAGUUCCAUCCACUCCAUUCAAAGAUGGAUGUCAUCAAAAAAAGCCAUGCUAGGGAGAGCCAGCGCUACAAAGUUGACUAUGAGUCUCAGAGCACAGACACCCAGAACUUCUCCUCUGAGUCUAAGCGGGAGACAGAAUACGGUCCCUGCCGCAGAGAAAUGGAGGACACACUGAAUCAUCUGAAGUUCCUCAAUGUGCUGAGUCCCAGAGGUGUCCACAUCCCAAACUGUGACAAGAAGGGGUUCUAUAAGAAGAAGCAGUGCCGCCCUUCCAAAGGCAGAAAGCGUGGCUUCUGCUGGUGUGUGGACAAGUACGGGCAGCCCUUGCCAGGCUAUGACACCAAGGGGAAAGAUGACGUGCAUUGCCUCAGCGUGCAGAGCCAGUAGAUGCCGCUGUGCCACGUAAGCCAAAGUUAGAGUGGAGCUCAGAUACGCCUUAUUUUGCACAAAAGACUGCCAACAACGUGAUCAGCAGCUGGCUACAGCCUUGAUUUAUAUUUCUUUCUCUUUUUUUUUCUUUUUGUGGUGAACUGAGUUAAAACAAACAAACAAAAAAACACAAACACACACACACAAAAACCAAAGUUUAGACAGAUUUCUGAAAUGCCUCUGGUUGUUUAAAUAGUGAACUUCCUACUUCCCAGUAGUCAACAAAAAAGCAGUUUGAAUUUUCCUGUUGCUUCCUAUGAAAAUCACUCGUGUACUCCAGGCAACGGAUGCCAUCUCCCCGCUAACUUACCCACCCAGUGCGGGCUUCAGUGCUGCUGGCCCUCUGCCUUCUUGAUUUCAGAGGUUCUGUGGCUGACGUAGACAAAUCCUCUUUCCAUCCCCUGUAAAUAAGUGCAGGCCCUAUGGAGAAUGGGGAAACCCAUAACCGAGUGACCCAGACAUCCGGAAGCAGACUCCUGAGGCUCAUGGUCCUUUUGGUGCCAUCUCUGAUAAAGGGCCUGGCCCGUAUCUGCAAGUGGCCUGAUCUACUUGGAAACUGUGGGAGAGAAUGUGUGUUGCCUCUCUUACUAAACAUGACUGAGAAUGUUCUAGGGCACUCUGGGAGCCCAUAAAGACAAGGACAAGGACCUUCCUUUGUCAGGCAGCUUCCUGAUGACUUGGCCCAGCAGAAGGCCCCAAGUGGGAGGAGCAAUAUCAGACUCCAUGUUCAGAGAUGUCACAAAUAAUGGUGCACUUAGUUCUUCGGAUGACUUCAAAAAGCAGUGUUUUCUGGUCCAACCUCUCAAAAAGUUUGCUGUGGGGUGAAGCUGAGGGGAGGCAGCUUUUCAAAAAAAAAAAACCAGAUGAUUUAUUUUCAUCUUCCUAUCUAAACAGGAAA
Grammomys surdaster is the source of this 1954-nucleotide messenger RNA. RefSeq names its product insulin like growth factor binding protein 3 (gene Igfbp3). Lineage: Eukaryota; Metazoa; Chordata; Mammalia; Rodentia; Muridae. Gene Ontology annotation, molecular function: insulin-like growth factor II binding; fibronectin binding; insulin-like growth factor I binding. The coding region runs from base 136 to 1014 and encodes 292 amino acids. The transcript has 5 exons. The record is from RefSeq and is a predicted model, not a curated record. Gene Ontology annotation, biological process: regulation of insulin-like growth factor receptor signaling pathway. Gene Ontology annotation, cellular component: extracellular region.